AGCCAAACCAUGGAUACAGAGGAGUUCAGCUUCCCAAGAAUCACUGAUACUUGUGCACACAACAUUGAUUCUCCACCUCUUUGGAAUCUGUCACCAGCAGCCUCUCCUAAUCCCUACCAAGAAAAGAAAGGAGAAGAAAGUGAGUGCAUGGGUGCAAAACUAGCAGCUGAGGCCCGGAGAAAGAGCUUUUCAUAUGUUGAAAAUUGUAGGAAAAGAAUUGGACUAUGCAAUGAUUAUGAGGAGGAGUUGGACAGAAUGGACUUGUUGUGGGAGGAUUUCAAUGAGGAGUUGUCUACAACAACAGGAUCUGCUACCUCUUCUUCAAGGGAAGUGGUUGAAUUUAGAUGUGCUCCCCCAUUAACUGUUGCCAAGACCAAUAAUAGUGCAUUAAUUCCUACCAAGAACAAGCCUGGUAUGGUGGUCAUUGUCAAGGUCAUGAAGAAGCUCUUCUCCAUCAACAAUUCCCAAGGGAAAUCUAGAAAAAGAGGGAGGUAA
Abrus precatorius (Indian licorice) is the source of this 495-nucleotide messenger RNA. RefSeq lists its product as uncharacterized. The record is from RefSeq and is a predicted model, not a curated record. Bases 10 to 495 code for a protein of 161 amino acids. Lineage: Eukaryota; Viridiplantae; Streptophyta; Magnoliopsida; Fabales; Fabaceae. The transcript has a single exon.